AUGUCCGAAUAUGAAAGCUUAGAACACAUGCAAAUAGUCCCUGAAUCUCAACCUGAACCUCAACCUGUGUAUUACCUUCCCCAUCAUGGAGUUAUGAGAGAGCACAGUCUCACCACCAAACUCCGGGUUGUUUUCAAUGGUUCCAGUCGAACUACCUCCGGCGUAUCGUUAAAUGAUCUUCUUCACACAGGAGCAAAACUCCAAACAAAUCUAUUUGAUGUUCUCGUGUGGUUCAGUAAAUUUCAUUGUGUCUUUGUCUCUGAUAUGGAGAAGAUGUACAGGCAAAUCAAGGUUCAUCCAGAAGAUUGGAAAUUCCAACGUAUUCUGUGGUUCAAUCAGAGCAACUGUCUUCGUACAUAUGAACUAACUACCGUCACAUAUGGACUAGCUUGUGCUCCUUUUUUGGCACUUCGUACUUUACUUCAACUUAUUGAAGACGAAGGUCAAAACUUUCCUCGUGCCAUUCCAUCGUUGACAAAAGGGCGAUAUGUCGAUGAUGUAUUUGGAGGCGCAGAUUCCAUCGACGAAGUUUAA
Messenger RNA from Monomorium pharaonis (pharaoh ant), 534 nucleotides. RefSeq lists its product as uncharacterized. The transcript has a single exon. NCBI's taxonomy places the organism in Eukaryota, Metazoa, Arthropoda, Insecta, Hymenoptera, Formicidae. The coding region runs from base 1 to 534 and encodes 177 amino acids. The record is from RefSeq and is a predicted model, not a curated record.